UUCAUAGAUACACUCUCAUUCUUCUAGCCUUAAACUAUGGCCAAAUCACCAUAUCUAGAUGAAGAUUGUGUGAAAAGCUACAAACUAAAAACUCAUAGUAGUAAUCAUGAUAAGGCAAAGAAUUUAUCUUUUUUUGCUUCUAUUUUCUCUCUUUUCAUCUACAUAUCUAUCUUCUAUAUCUUCAACCUUUCUCCUUCUACUCUCUUGAACAACAAUAUCUUUUGGUUUAUCAUGUCCAACACUUUAAUCCUCAUCAUAGCUAUUGACUAUGAAGCAUUCUCUUCGUCCAAACAAAAACAAGAACAUCUCCAUGAAGAGUAUGUGAAACAUAGUCAUGAAAUUAGAAACCAUGUCUCAUCAAUUGCCACAUAUGAUGAAGUUGAACAAGUUGAUAAACAAUGCAUUAUCAAUCCAAAACAAGAGCUAGAACAUGUUAAGAAAGACACAAUUGUCCCGGAACGUGUGUUGGAAAUUGUGUUACAAAAUCAACCAAAGAAAAGUACUAAUGAUGAUAGAACAAAUGAGAAGAAAAAUUCAACACUUCAUUUGCAAGUAGAGGAUGAUAGUGGUCAUAAGGAACAUGAAGAGAAAGCAAAAUUUCCUACUAGAUCAAUUUUCAGAAGAAGUAAAUCUUAUAGACACAAUAGAGCCAAACAUGUUGUGGUUGAUGAAAGGAAGAAAUCAGUGAGAAGGUUAGAUUGUAUGAAGAUAGAACCAAAAGUAGAAGAAGAAAAUGAGUUUUCAAUGAUGUCAAAUGAGGAUCUUAAUAAGAGAGUGGAAGAGUUUAUUCAGAAAUUCAAUAAGCAGAUUAGACUUCAAGCAUCAAGUAUAAAUUAAUGUCUAUAUCAAAUUAAGAUGGUAUUUUCAGU
Molecule: messenger RNA, 869 nt
Organism: Lathyrus oleraceus (garden pea)
Lineage: Eukaryota; Viridiplantae; Streptophyta; Magnoliopsida; Fabales; Fabaceae
Exons: 1
Coding region: 37-837 (266 amino acids)
Source: RefSeq, a predicted model, not a curated record